Molecule: messenger RNA, 2300 nt
Organism: Morus notabilis
Lineage: Eukaryota; Viridiplantae; Streptophyta; Magnoliopsida; Rosales; Moraceae
Product: seipin-2
Exons: 2
Coding region: 196-1689 (497 amino acids)
Biological process (GO): lipid storage; lipid droplet organization
Cellular component (GO): endoplasmic reticulum membrane
Source: RefSeq, a predicted model, not a curated record
AGUUGCUUAAUCCGAACUCCAAAAAUCCAGUACGACAGAUUCCCACCAUUCUCAGUCUUCCUCUGUUAUUACGGCCAACAAUAAUUUCCAUAAUUCUUCAUUCUUCAUUCUUCUUCUUCUUCUUCUUCUCUCUCUCGCUCCUCGAAUGCCACGAAACCCUAGCCAUCAGCUUCGAUCCCUCUCUCGCCGUCGCCCAUGGACCUUCCGACCUCCACCGACCGCAACGACGACGACGACGACGCACCAUUCUUCGACGCCCUCGAUGAAUUCCCCUUCUCUGAUUGCCUCGUCUUCUUCUCCGACGAUUCAGCGUCCUCGCCGGAGACUCCUCCCACGGCCGUCACCCUCCGCCGCCGGCGUUCCGCCUCCACUAUAAUCUCCGUCAAUGAAUCGAAGGAUUCGACAUUGGAUUCGUCCGUUAUUACCGAGGUUGAUUCUAUCGUUGAUAAAAGGGUGGAUUUUGAGGACAAGAAGAGAAGAGAUUAUCGGAGUUUCGAGAAGAAAGGGGACAAAUCAUCCGAGUCGAUUCAGGACGAUGAGCAUUCGGCUGUUACCACCGCGAGUCAAAUCUACGUCGGCGACUCGGUUGACUCGGCCGCGGAACGCGACGGCGGUUCUCUCUACAACUUGCUCAUAUUUAUGGCUGUAUUGGUGAUUAAAGCAAUUGGAUUUCAGAUUAAUUUGAUAAUUGCAUUUGUUACUUUUCCCGUUUGGGGUACUUAUAACGUUUACAUGUUUGUGACCGAUCCUUUCCGACUGAUGAGGCGUAGCAGAGAUUGUGUUAUUCGGAAACUGUGGAAAUUGUGUGAAUUGGCAUUUGGGUUGAUUAGUCCAUACAUACACCAAUGGUUGAAGAAGCACAAGGCGAUUUCGAAUGUGGCAUUGCGUUGGGGAUGGGGUUUGUUGUGUUCGUGCUACGUCUGCUUCAUUUUGUUCGGUCUUUUGGCUUCGUCGUUUGUGAUCAGUGGGAUAAUGGUGAAGUACUUUGUGGAGGAACCGUUACAGAUGAAGCAAGUUCUGAACUUUGAUUUCACAAAGCAUCGCCCGGUAGCAUAUGUGCCGAUAACGUCUUGCGCCAGUGUCGGUUGUGACAUAGAUUGCGAAAAACAAAUGGAAGAUCGGAGGCGAACCGGUUUUCGGGCCAUACCUUCUGGUCACAAAGUGAAGGCUAUUGUCUCGAUGACAUUGCCCGAGUCAGAGUACAACAGAAACCUUGGGAUGUUUCAGGUGAGGGUGGAUUUUCUCUCUGGCAACGGUGAAAUCCUUGCCAGUUCAAGACGUCCUUGCAUGAUACAGUUCAGAAGUGAGCCGAUCCGCCUUUUGUCAACUGCUGUUAAGAUUGCUCCACUUCUUGCUGGCUAUUUAUCAGAAUCUCAAACACUGAAUGUGAAGUUCAAAGGUUUUAGCGAAGGUGCUAUUCCCACUGCGUGCUUAAAGGUGACAGUUGAACAACGAGCAGAAUACCCGCCUGGUGCUGGCAUUCCUGAAUUAUAUGAUGCAUCCUUAAUUAUUUCGUCAGAACUUCCCUUCUUUAGAAGGAUACUGUGGUAUUGGAAGAAAACCAUAUUUAUAUGGAUUACAAUGGCGUCGUUCAUGACUCUGGUGUUGUGUACUCUAGUUUUUUGUAGACCUAUCAUUAUGCCGAGAUCAAGACCGAGCAUUCGUGCUGUUAGACAUGGCGCUGAUUGAAACAGUCUUGUGGAACAAAGUUAGCUUAGAGCAUGCCUUGUAGUAAUAUUUUGACGAUGAUGGAAGCUAUGAGAUUUUACCCUGGAUGGGUGCCAUCACGUGUGACAGGAUACAACAUAUGUACUGUAGGCAUGGCAUCCUAACUUCUGCUUUUAGCCUCCAUGUUUUCAUUUUGUUUGAUCACCAUGUACAUGUCAAUACACUUUACAUAAGAUGGAAAGAAAGUUGUAUUCUCUGCCGCGUGUCCUGUUUUUGUUGAUUUUGAACGUUUCAGGAUUUGCAGAAACUUGGUUGCAUUUGCGAGAUGAACUUCAGUUGUGAUGGCCAAUAGAAUGAAGUGGAGAAAAACAGAAGGAACAUAUAUGAUGGUAAAAGCUUCAUGACUGUAGUUUGUUAAAGUUCGAAGAAAUGUAGUCAUAGUUCGACGGUAAAAGCUUCAUGACUGUAGUUUGUUAAAGUUUGAAGAAAUGUAGUCAUGGUUUGUUGAAGCUUGAGGUACAACAUUAAAGUUUAAUGAGUCUAGCAAUAGAAUUCCCAAGCAUCUGUCGUUGAACAUUAAAUCACAGUUUUUCUUAGUCGAGGGUGACUGCGACCACGAAGUGUUCACUUUC